GCCGCGAUACUACUGCAAUUCUCGAGAAGCUCGACCACGGCAGGAGCCCUAUAGGACUGCAUAGCAAGACCUGUUCGUAUCACCGUAUAGCCCAACACUUUGCAUGAGAACAUCUGCGUCGGAAACAUUACUUAUGACCAAGGUGUCCCCCACCCAAGGCGGCGAUGGUAAGAAACCACGCCCCCCGUGGUCGACGCUGUCAACUAGGGCGGCCGAAUCCCGGUUGCCUGGCUGGAUCCCUAAGCGAGACCGUCAUGAGGCCGGCUCUUCCUCCGGCACAACGCCCAAGCAGAGGUCCGUCAAAAGACCGUUCACCAAGCAACAAGCAGACGGUGAGGAGACUCAGCCACCAGGGACUGUGCUGUCAUCAAGGGGCGCCGACAACCAACGGCCCGGCUGGAUAUCAGAGCGGGAUUGGCAGGACGCCGGCUCUUCCUCGGGCACUAGGCACAGUCCCGUCAAGAGGUUGGGUCCCGGCUCCAGGCCCGCCAAGACGGCACGAAUGCAGCGCAGGACGGCAGCCGUGACUGCCACCGUUUCCGGGAUGCCUCGCCGCCGUCGCUCGCAGGAGGACGUCCCCCGACGCAGCCAAACGGUAGCCAGCCUUAACGUGAGGGACCGUCAAAACGCGGACGACGACGACGCCACCGGAGGACGCAGUGGCGUUUCUAUGGAGGCUGACCAUGUGCAGAUAUUAUCUAGCGCGUUCGACGAGGUGAUGAGGGAAGCUUCGGCAUCAGUACACAUGUUAAUAUCGUCCUGCGUCGCAAUGAACGAUUCUGGCCAGCAGUCUGGAAACGAGUCUUCUUCAUAGUAGAGCCGGUACGGCUGGUUUCGCGCUCCGGACCACUAGGACAUGCCGCUACUGCUCCACACAGGAGCUUAUUAGCGCCUUAUAUUUAUUCUCACGUGGAAAUCAUAGUUUUGUAUACUAUUUUUAACUUAGAGCUCCGAUGGCUUACUGAGCCGGCUUGUUAUAUUGAUUACUGUUUUUGCUUUUAGUAUAUUUUACGCUUUUGGAUGUUGUGACUGCGUGCCCUAUUGUACGUACACAAGUUAAGUAAAUCCCUGUGAAUUUC
Messenger RNA from Dermacentor silvarum, 1079 nucleotides. RefSeq lists its product as uncharacterized. The record is from RefSeq and is a predicted model, not a curated record. Bases 104 to 814 code for a protein of 236 amino acids. The transcript has 3 exons. Lineage: Eukaryota; Metazoa; Arthropoda; Arachnida; Ixodida; Ixodidae.